GCGAUUAAUCCCUUCACGGCAUGCUCUCUCGUGUGUGCGUCUGGAAAGGGGCGGAUCAAGUGGAGCAGUGGAAAGGGCACCUGGAGGAAGAGGGACAGUGGGAGUUAGAGGAGAACCAGGGGGUGCAGGAGCCGUUGCUGCUGCUGCUGCUGUGACAAUUGCUUCCCGCGCACGAUUUCACCCAGUUGCGAGCCCGUCCCUGGGGGGAAGGGCCUUUCCUCUGCUGCUUGCAGGCAGCAUGCGGGGGGGACAGGCGGAACUGAGGAGGGGGUGUAGUAGGUACAGACGGAAUGGCACUGUUGCUUGGGCAGUGGGUCGAGGCAGAUCAGCUAAGAAGGAGGAAUUGUCGUGGGGGAGUGUGGAAGAGGUGAUUGUAGGGGACGUGGGUGGAUCAGAGGAAGCUAAACGGGACGUGAGUUCAGAAGAGACAGGUGAGGGUGUGAGUGUAAAGGACGUGAGUGCAGAGAAGACAGUGAACGGGGUGACUGUUGGGGACGUGAUUGUAGAACGGACAGUUGAAGAGGUGACUGUAGAGGUUGUGAGCGACGAGAGUAGCAGCAGUAGCUUAACAGAAGGCGCUCAAGCUUCAGACGUGACUGUUUUGGAGGAGGAGGCACAAGUUAUGGUGGCAGGGCGGGUAGCUUCAGAGAUUACUGUAGGGGAUAUGAGCGAAGGGAGUAGCAGCAGUAGCUUAACAGAAGGCAGUCGGGCUUCAGAUGUGACUGUUUUGGAGGAGGGGACAGUUAUGGUGACAGGGCGGGGAGCUUCAGAGGUUACUGUUUGGAAAGAGGAGGCAAAAGCACUGGUGGCUGUACAAAACGCAUCAGAGUUGACUGUUUGGAAGGAGGAGGCAAAAACAGCAAUCAUACAGCAGGGAGCAUUGGAGGAGGCUCAGGCAGCGGUGAUAGAGCAGAGAGGACUGGAAGAACACCAAACGGCGGUGAUAAAGCAGAGAGCAUCAGAGCUGAUUGUUUGGGAAGAGGAGGCAGCAGCACCGGUGAUCGAUCAGAGAACAUGGGAGAAACAUCUGGCAGCGGUGGAGGAAGCGGUGAUUGGUCUGCACGACACCGAAGAGGCCUUCGAGUCGAUUCACACAGUGAUAAGUUCAGUCAAGCCUUUUGAACCGACGCCAACACCUGAGGCUGAGACAGCUUUGGUGGGUCAGCAGCAGGGCAUUCAGGAUCUUUCUGAGGUGUCUCAAACAUGGAACGGGGGGCAGCAGCCCUGGCAACCGCAGCAGCAGCUGAAGAUGAAGUGGCAAGUGCACAGAGAGCAGCAAGAGCAGAAGGUGGGAGCGGAGGCAGCGGUGUUUGGUAUGAGUGAGCAGGGAGGGAAUAAGGGGGGAGCAGAGUCAGCAGUGUCUGAUGUGAGUGAGCAGCAAGAGCAGAAAGGGGGAGCGGAGGCAACUGCGUUUGAUAUGAGUGAGCUCGUUCAAGCUGUGGCGGUUGAAGCUGCUUCGGAUUUCUCAAAUGUCCAAGGCUUCAGGAGCAGCUUCCACCAGUACCUUGAGUCGCUGCACGAGAGGAUGACACGUCGACAGCUGAGUGCCUCUCUGGAAGUGCAGCAGGUGGUGGGAUGGGCCGGAGUGAACUACGACAUUCUGCCGCGUGACGUGCGCAGGCAGCGCCUGGAACCGAUCUCCCAGGCUCUCGGGUACUCGGACACGCAACAUCUGCUGGAGCACUACAGGGCCGUUGAUGACGCCAUGAGCGGAUUGGAGAGUUUCGGGCACAGCGGAGGGGAGGAGGAGAGCGUGAGCUUUGAGUCGACUCAAACCACGCAGCAUCUGGUGGCGCACCACCGGGCUGUUGAUGAGGCGAUGAGAGGAUUGGAGACUGAGGAGAUUUGGGAGCAUAGCAGAGAGGAGAGCAUGGGUUUUGAGUCGAGUCAAAACACGCAGCAUGUGUGGGAGGAGCGCCACAGGGCCUCUGUGGAGGCACUGGGAUGGGAGAGUGAGGAGAUGGUGGGGCAUAGCGGAGGCGAGAGCAUGGAGCGGGCGGUGUGGGGAGGAGGAGAUGUGCAGAGUGACAGAGUGGGAGCGGGCUGGAGUGGCUCUAGGGAAUCAGAGUUGGGGAAAGCAGGCGAAGCAGAUCCUUUAGUGCAGCAGCGGUUCGGUACUGCUCAGUCAAGUAAAAACACUGCUGCGGAGGAGCCGAACGGGAGUCAAGCUGGCGCCAGCUUGACUUUUGAGAGCAGCAGUGGCUCCUCUCAGUCCCGAAACUCGCAUUCAUCAGCGCAGAAGCCGUUUGAUUCCACUCAGUCUAAUGGGGAGCCACACUGGAGCCAAGCAGGAGCCAAACCGCACUCCCCGCAGCGCUCUCAGUCCACUCCCACCUCCCCUUCCUCUCCGUCUGCUCCUGCUGCCGAUCCUGCCCAUUCUGUCCGUUCUGUUUAUUCUGCUCCGUCUGCUGAUUCUCCUCCUGUGCAGUCGGAGUGGCAACGACGUGCCACUGCCAUGCGUGCUGCUGCUGCUCUAGCCCGUGCUGCCACACCCGCCACCACCACUCCCCCCACCACUGCCACCAACCCUACCACGCCUGCCACCUCUGCCACUCCUCAUCCGUCCUCUCACCCUCCAGUCCUUCCUUCCACACCUCCUCCCUCUGUUGCCCCUGCUUCUCUCCCUUCUUCUGCUCCUCCCGUCUCCGUCUCUAGUCAUCCCAGUCCUUCCCAUUCCCACGCACGAGCGCCGUCCGCUCCCUCCUGGCCUGCAGACACGCACAGCCCAUGGUCCCCCUGGAACCAUCAGGGCACUUUUGAGAACUCUCAAAGGUCCCCCUGGAAUCAUCGGGGCACUAGCACUCAGCAACAAACACCGCGAGUCUUCACUGCGAGGCACGAGGCAAUCCAAGCCAGCAGUGUGUUUGAGUCGAUUAAAACAGAGCAAGAAACAACGCCGCUUGCUUCCACCACAACUAUGAGGCAGGAUGCAAUUCGAGCCAGCAGUGUAGGGCAGGGAGCAGGCCAUGUUAUGGCACACCAGGUAGAGUGGUCCUCCCUGAGAGAGGGUCACAGGGUGGGUCACCAUUCCGAAGCUGAUUCCGCGACGCAUCCUGCCGUGGCUGCCCUGCUGACUCGGUGGCGCCAGACCCAUUUUGGCUCGGUCUGCUUCGAGGACCGGCCGGAGCUGAAGCUCCCGAGCCUGGUUCGAAUUGCUGUUGGGGCGGAGACCCGGGAAGGAGGUUUGGGGGUUGUGGCUGUGGUGCAGGGAGGAGAGGAGGGGAGGAUGGGAGAGGAAGGUGGUGGUGUGAGUGGUUUGAGGGGGUUUGGAGGGGCUGAUUUGGAGGACAGUGAUUGCGUAGAGGGAAGGGAGGAUGGGGAGGAGGUGGAGGAAGAGGAAGGAGAAGAGGAGGAAGGGGGGUAUGAAGAUUUAGAUGUGGUGGGCAGCGAGCAGGAGGAGGAAGAAACCCUUGACGCAUUUUUACAGGAGGAGGAGGGGUUGGGGUUUAGGAUGGUAAAAGAGGAAGAGGAGGAGAGCAGUGAUGUUGCAGUGGUAGCUGUGGACGCAUGGGAGGCAGACAGCCUGGCGACAGCCACAGGCAGGGCGAAGCGGGGACGGAGGAAGAAGACAAUGGAAGCCAGUGGGGGGGCUUGGGAUACCCCAGGCACGAGAUCCGCCUCACAUGUAGAGAAUGCAGAAGAAGAGCCGGUCAUGCCGCUAGGUAGUCGCACAGCAGAUGUCAUGGUGGAUCGGGAUGCAUCGGCAGGUGGGGAUGCAGCGGCGGAUGGGGAUGCAGCAGAGCGUGCGGCAGGAGAGAUGGCAUGGCUGGACACGACUCUAGGGAGUGCAGACGGAGCAGCUGAAGCACCAGCCUCGCACGGCUGGGGAGCAGCAAUAGAGGAGCGAGUGAGCUGGCUGGAGACCCCGCUGAGGAGCCUGGCUCGGCGGAGUGGAGGCGUGUUGACGCCGGGGCAGAGGGAGAAGCUGGAGAAGGCGGGCAUGUGGACGGUGCGGCACCUGCUGGAGCAUUACCCUCACACGUACAAGGAUCUCACUCGUAGCAGAGAGGAUGUGAUGCGGGACGGGCAGGUGGCUGCUGUGGGCGUGGUGGAGAGCGUCAUUGUAAACGCAGCCAGAGGUGGCUCGUGUGCGGUGGCCGAGCUUCGAAUCCGCUGCAACCCACCUGACAGCGCCGCCACCACACGCAACACCAAUCACCCCACCAGCACCACAGCCAGCACCACAAGCAGCGGACCCAUAUUCAGCAACCCCAAAUCGACCAGCAGCAGUGGCAGCAGUGGCAACAGCGGUGGUGGGUUUGUGGUGACAGCGAAGCAGUUCCGUCCUGGGAGCUGGGCCCGUAAAGCUCUCUACGCCGCCUACCCCAAGGGCUGCCUCGUCUCUGUCACUGGCCAGGUGAGGACUGUACACGGGGAUGGGACGAUCGAGCUGGACAUGAACAGUGACAUUGUGAAGGUGGAUGCAGGCGCUAGCAGAGGGGACGGUGGUGCUGUGCCGGUGUAUUCAGCCAGGAAGGACAUGGACCCGCUCUCCCUGCGCGUCAUCCUGGAAAGUCUAAUCAAGCUCAUCCCUCAGGACAUGGAAUACCAUUCCCCCUCCCUCCGCGCACGCUACAACCUCCUCCCACUCCCCCUCGCCCUCGCCACCAUCCACUGCCCGUCCGACCGCGCUCUCGUUCCCCUUGCCCGGCGCCGCAUCGUCUUCGACGAGUUCUUCUUCUACCAGCUCCGCAUCCUGCUGCAGAGCCGGCGAAUUAAACUCUGCCACCUGGCAUCCGCAGCCGCAGCCGCAGCAGUGGCCUCCGGAGGGGGAGGAGGGGCCAUAGAAUGGACCCGCAGAGAUCUGACGGCCGACCAGUGGUCCCUGCUCACGCAGGAAAUUCUUUCCAGCCUGCCCUAUACUCUCACCGCCGGGCAGAUGCAGGCUGCCCGGGAAAUAAUAUCGGAUAUGAAUUGGCCGGUGCCGAUGUCCAGGCUGCUGCAGGGGGAUGUGGGGUGUGGGAAAACGGUGGUGGCGCUACUGGCAUGUAUGGAGGCAGUGGCGCAUGGGUAUCAGGUGGCUGUGAUGGCUCCGACACAGUUUCUUGCUCAGCAGCACGUGGCACGGUUUGAACAGUGGCUCCAAGCGCUGCCGCCUGAUCGCCGCCCGAGGGUUUGCCUGCUGACUGCGAGUGUGAAGCGCACCAAGGCACUGCGCCUGGACAUCAAGGAGGGCAGAGUGGCCAUCAUCAUCGGCACGCAUGCGCUCAUUGCCAGAGCCACGGCCUUCCACCGCCUGGGGCUGGCCAUUGUGGACGAGCAGCACCGCUUCGGGGUGAAGCAGCGGGCGAGACUGCACGAGAAGGGCCUUGACGCACUUCGACAGCUGCAGGAUGCCGGCGACAGGAGCGACACAGAAGACGCUACUGAAUCUGGAACCGACACCUCCUCUUUCACCUCCCCCGCCACCCUCCCUCUUCUCUCUGAGCCGCACACCCUCACCAUGACGGCCACCCCCAUCCCGCGCUCCCUCGCCCUCGUGCUGCACGGCCAAACCGACAUCUCCCGGAUUGCUGAGCUGCCGCCCGGGCGCACGCCGGUGGAGACUCUUGUCUUUUAUGACCGGGACGGGAAGGGCGGCAGCAGCGGGGAGGAGAGCGAUUCAGAGGGUGAAGGGGGGGAGGAGAAAGAGAGGGCUGCGGCUUACAAGCUCUAUUUAAACCAGAUUCUUCGCGAGGAGGUGCAGUCGGGCGGGCGAGCAUUCAUCGUCUUCCCCAUCAUCGACGCCUCAGAGGAGCUCCCGGAAGUGCGGGCAGCCACGGAAGAAUUUCAGCUGCUGACCGAACCAGGCGGGCUGCUGGGCCGUGCAUUGAGCGGUGGAGGUAGUGCUGCUGCUGCCCGAGUGGAGCGUGCAGCUGCCCAAAAAGAUCGGCCUCGUCGUCGCAGUGAUUAUAGCCGAUAUGAGCUUUGUGCUAUUGAUAACUCCACUGAUGGUGCCUAUAACGGGUACGAUACAGACCAGUAUAACUGUGAGCUGGAUGCGAUGUAUGGUAGCCAGUCAGAUGAUGAAGACUACAGCUGUGAUGAGGAUGAGGAAGAAGAUGAGGAGGAGGAGGAGGAGGAGGAUGAGAAGGAUGGUGAUGGUUCUGGGUCAGAGGGGACGGAAGUGCUGCGCUGUGGGCUCGUGCAUGGGCGUAUGGAACCGGAGGAGAAGGAGGGCGUCAUGCGCAGCUUCCAAGAAGGAUCCAUACAGGUGCUCGUGUGCACGACAGUGAUCGAAGUGGGGAUAGACAUUCCCGAGGCGACGGUGAUGCUGGUGGAGCAUGCGGAGCGCUACGGGCUGGCCCAGCUGCACCAGCUGAGGGGGCGCGUGGGGAGAGGCCAGCGCCCCUCGCGCUGCCUGCUGGUGGGCAGCAGUAAGGGCGCGCGGCACAAGCUGAAGCUUCUAGAGACAUCACACGACGGCAUGGAGCUGGCUCAGAUGGACCUCAAGAUGAGAGGGCCGGGGGAGCUGCUGGGGAGCAAGCAGUCGGGGCGGCUUCCAGGGUUCAACCUGGCUCGGCUGGACCGUGAUGUGGACAUUCUGAAUGAAGCCAUGCACGCUGCUGAGGUGCGUGGGGGUUGGAAGGCAGGGGCUGGACUUUUGGUUGAUCAGGGGAUGCUCAGUAUGACAGGCGAGGGGCGGGUAUCCCCCUGUGGGAUGCUACAAAAGGAGCCGGAGGAAGUGGUGCCAGGAGACGGCUUUUAA
Closterium sp. NIES-65 is the source of this 6688-nucleotide messenger RNA. NCBI's taxonomy places the organism in Eukaryota, Viridiplantae, Streptophyta, Zygnematophyceae, Desmidiales, Closteriaceae. The record is from the annotation of a GenBank genome assembly.